Messenger RNA from Telopea speciosissima, 1167 nucleotides. RefSeq lists its product as uncharacterized. The record is from RefSeq and is a predicted model, not a curated record. The coding region runs from base 103 to 987 and encodes 294 amino acids. The transcript has 2 exons. NCBI's taxonomy places the organism in Eukaryota, Viridiplantae, Streptophyta, Magnoliopsida, Proteales, Proteaceae.
AAAAGAGAGAGAGAGAGAGACAGAGAGAGACUAUCUCUGAUGGAAUCAACCCAGAAGAUCGAAUUUUCCAUUCGAGGCGAACACCAGAAUCAGCAUUGAUCGAUGUCUCCUCCAAUCACAAACAACAACAACAACAACAACAACAACAACCCAAACAAACCUCAUCAUCUUCAUCAUUUCCAGAAGCCCACAUCACUCCCUGAUUUCUUCUUCACAGCUCUCUCCCUUCUCUUCCUCUUCUCGUCCUCAAAACCUCAACACCAUCUUCUCUUCCCUAAAAUCCCUCCUUUCUCUUUCCCUUCGAACCCUCGUCGUCUCUUUCUCAAGAACCCAAUUAUGUCCCAAUACAAACGUACCAUCCCUAAUCAUUUCUCCACCCCGCAAUCCCUCUCAGAUUGGCUCAAACCUCGAUUGCCUUCCGAUUCUUUUGCCUCUUGGGGUGUCAAGCCAGGCACCAAGAACGUACACAACCUCUGGCUUGAAAUCGCUGAAGGUGAGACCUCGCUUGUCGACUCGAGCCCUCCUCUCCGUACUGUUCAUGUCGUCACCGUCAGAGUCAUCGAUGGCCAUGGAAGUGUUCUUAUUGAGUCGCACCAGGAGCUAUCCGACGGCAGCCUUCGAGAACGAUGUAGGCCUUUGUCGGAAAAGAUGAAACCUGGAGAGAGUGUUGAAGAUGCUGUGAAAAGGGCUGUUAGGGAAGAGCUUGGAUCGAUAAUUCAAAAAAGUUCAGAUGAUGGGCUUGUGAGGAUUGUGCCUGGUUCGUAUCUGAUGAAGGAAGAAGAGAGGGUAUCGGCUUCCUAUCCAGGUUUGCCUGCUUUUUAUGUGUUGCAUUCAGUGGAUGCUUGGGUGGAUGGGUUGCCUGGAGGAGAAUUUUGUACAGAAGAGGUUGGGGAGUACAGGGAUUGCAGCGAAGCAGAGAUGGUGGCUGAUAAGGCAGUCUUUGUGAAAAGGCAUUUUUGGAAGUGGGUUGCUUCUGAUUCUGUUUAAUUGAUCCUUUUUCAUCCAGGGAUGGUGAGUUUGUGCUGCCCUAUACCUACAGAUUUGCCUUUUUACUUUUGCUUCUUUUUUUCAUAUGCCAUACUAUUCUUUCUAGGUUUGUCACAGUGCAUGGAUGCUUGUUCUCAUCCCAUAUGCUUACUAAUGUAAUGAAAUUCGGAGGCUAUUGAA